AAAAAAGCAUUGCCAGAUACAAAUGACGCGUUUCUGUGGAAUGCAGACGUUCUCCUAGUGCCCUCUUUAAACCAAAGUCCUUUAUUUGCCCUCCUUUCACUCCUUUAUUUCUGAAUUAGUCAUCCAUUCAUCCUUUCUUUCCCUCGCCUUUGUCCUCAUUCUCUUCCUAUUUAUCCAACCAAUGAACAGCGAAUCUCACCCCAAAACUGAAGACCAACGAACAAGACGGAAGACAAUUUUGCGUCAUCUGUCUACAUCAUUAGGACCAGCAUGGAUCAGAUCUACAGCCUCACUGACAUCGAAUGGACCAUCCGACACAGGAACCCGGUCAAGUCAUCAACACAACAUUAUUCUGGGCAAGCGCAUACGCAAAGCUGUAGAAAGAUUCAACCCUUCUAGUUUCCCACCAACACGGAGUACGACUAAUACACGUAGUGGGAUUCAAAGGAAACGUAGAACGAUGACUAAUUCAUCAAUCCAUUCAUCAAUCUCUUCAAGAUCUCGAUCGCAACUUUCAGACAGGACUUCUCAAGAGAGAACACACCAACAAGAGCUCAAUAACGCUGCACAUGCGUCUAGACUACAUGCACAUGCACUGAGCGCUGAAGAGUUUGAGCUCUUUCAAUAUCAUCUAGACAGAUCGGAUCUGGCGAAUUAUCUUAAAGUUCGUAACACGAUGCUCUGGCUUUGGCGAUUGUCACCCAAAGAGCCCCUCACCCUGAAUAAGGCCUUUGAGGCCACCAAGGACUUUGGUCUACAUCAUGGAUUGAUUGCCCAUAUAUACGAAUUUCUACUUCGAUCUGGAUACAUCAACUUUGGAGCAUGUGCAUUUCAGGACGAAGGCAAUAGCGUCAAUACCAGCAAUGGAACAGCAGACCUUGAGCAUCUCGCAACUUCCGAUGGUGUUAAUACUGGUGGCCAUAGUAGUACCAAUGACAUUGCUAACUGCGAGGACCCGUCACACUCCAUAUAUGAUCAGCCUCUUUUGCCAUCAGAAAAUAGAAAGACAGUUGUAGUCAUUGGUAGUGGUAUGGCAGGCGUUGCAGUAGCGAGACAGCUAGAAAAUCUAUUCAAGUAUUAUGCAUGGCGCUUUGCGCCAGAGUUACCACCAAAGGUGGUGGUGCUCGAAGCUAGAUCACGAAUAGGCGGGCGUAUGCACUCCAUGGAACUAGGUACCAAGGCCUCAUCAACAACAACAACAAAGCUCUCACCAUCAUCGUCAUCAUCGUCAUUAUCAUCAUUAUCAUCAUUAUCGUCGUCAUCAUCAUUAUCGAGUAUAGCACCCAGGAUAGGGCCAACAAAGCAUGCAGUCGAUCUAGGAGCACAGAUUAUUACUGGAUUUGAGAAUGGAAAUCCAAUGGACAUUAUCGUGCGCAAGCAACUAUCAGAUUUAACGCUUCAUUAUCUAGUGAACGAAACAUGUGAUCUAUUUGAUCAUCGCGGUGAGGUCGUGUCAAAGGAGAUGGACGUUCAGUGCGAGACUGUCUUCAAUCAGAUAUUAGAUAAAGCCUGCAAGCUCCGCAAGAGUAGUCGCCUUCCCGAGAGGUUAGUAGAGUAUCUUCGAGCAAGGCGAAGGAAAGAUGGGAAAGGUCCAGGACGGGUUCAAUCAACGUCAUCGCCUACACUGGGACACUCAAUGGAUUUCUUUAUGGAGACCCAUCCAGACUUUCAUUCAUGGACAAACAAGGAACUAGAGCUUAUUCAUUGGCAUUAUGCUAAUUUAGAGUUUGCAAACGCAGCACCGCUCGAUCAGCUAUCACUACAGCACUGGGACCAGGAUGAUGACUAUGAAUUCUCAGGCCCCCACUCAAUGGUGGUACAGGGCUACGGUCAAGUGCCGAUAGCGCUUUCGCAAGGGCUGGAUGUGCGGUUGGACAUGCCAGUUUCUUCAGUUAAACGUCAGGCUAUCCCUGUCUCGACUCUUUCACGGUCGGUAUCUAAACGACAUCAUCGUGAGGCGAUUCGAGUCCAAUGUCGCGAUGGGAGUUCAUUCGAAUGUACAGCUGCCGUUAUCACCGUACCACUAGGGGUCUUGAAAAGUCAGCAAAUCAAAUUUUCGCCGCCAUUGCCAAGGUGGAAGGAGCAGGCAAUUCAGCGUCUUGGAUUUGGGCUGUUAAAUAAAUUGGUCUUGGUGUUUGACACCAUUUUUUGGGACCCCGCUGUGGAGUUAUUUGGGUAUGCAGGAAGCGGUAAAUCAGGAACAUCAAUUGAAAAACUUGAUUUAAAAACAUACCGUUCUAGUCGAGGUAAAUUCUAUAUGUUUUGGAAUUGCUCUCAUGUAACCGAUCGGCCGAUUCUGGUGACGCUUAUGGCUGGGCAAUCUGCAUAUGACAGUGAGCUCAUGUCGAAGGGAGAACUCGUUAAAGAGGCUGUGGAGACUUUGCAAUUGAUUUUUCCACAAAUCAAUCCGAUACCCACACCUGUUGAAACAAUUGUGACACGAUGGUCUGAAGAUGAGUAUGCACAAGGAAGUUAUUCCUACGUGGCUAGAGAAGCUACAGGAGAGGACUAUGACUUAUUGGCGAAGCCUGUGGAUGGCCAGCUAUAUUUCGCAGGGGAAGCGACAAGUCGACAAUAUCCAGCAACAGCGCACGGUGCAUAUCUAAGUGGUCUUAAGGUGGCCAAGGAUAUUCUCGACUCACUGAUUGGCCCACAGGUCGUCAAUAGCGGGCCUAAUUUGGAUGUCAAAGCACACAGAAUGAACAAUCAUAGUGACAGCAGUAGCAGCAGCAAAAAUAAUACCGAUUAUGAUAACAGGGUGGGGUAUGAUUUAGAAAGACGAGGUAGAAGUAGCACGACCAGACACAGCUGUGAUAAUGGCAUAAGGAGCAAUAGCAGCAGCUCUAGUAUCAGUAGUGUAGGUAGUAUCAGCAGCAGUAACAGCAGCGCCAGCGGCCGUAGUAGCAGAAGCCGAAGCAGAAGCAGAAGCCCUCGGUCACAUCUUUUGACGAUGGAUGACGCAUACACAUCGAAUUCACCUUCGCCUUCGCCUCACUCUGAAACCAUUCUCACACUUAAAAGCCUUGGCCAUGGAUUUAUGAUUCCGCGACGGAAAGGAAGGAUUUCUAGAUCUUUUAUCGCCAAGUUUGUUUCAGAGCGUAGUGACGAUGAUGAAAGUGAGGAUGGUGUAUAAUAUAAUAAUAACAUAGAAAACGAGACUAUCAUAGUUUCUAAGCUACACAAAAAGAUAGGCGAGGGAGGAAGAACUUCGCUUUUGCGGCAAAUGGGCAAAUGACGUGAUUUUCGGUACAGAACC
Messenger RNA from Lobosporangium transversale, 3256 nucleotides. RefSeq names its product flavin-containing amine oxidoreductase-domain containing protein. Bases 182 to 3133 code for a protein of 983 amino acids. The transcript is spliced from 3 exons. NCBI's taxonomy places the organism in Eukaryota, Fungi, Mortierellomycota, Mortierellomycetes, Mortierellales, Mortierellaceae. Gene Ontology annotation, molecular function: protein binding; oxidoreductase activity. The record is from RefSeq and is a predicted model, not a curated record.